This is a messenger RNA of Penicillium riverlandense, 1062 nucleotides long. RefSeq names its product GFA family protein. Gene Ontology annotation, molecular function: carbon-sulfur lyase activity. The coding region runs from base 1 to 1062 and encodes 353 amino acids. The transcript has a single exon. The record is from RefSeq and is a predicted model, not a curated record. Lineage: Eukaryota; Fungi; Ascomycota; Eurotiomycetes; Eurotiales; Aspergillaceae.
AUGACUCCUCAACAAUCUCCACACAAAACCCUCGAAGCGCAGUGCCACUGCACUGCCGUGCAUUUCACCAUCACCAUCCCAAGGGGAGACCUUCCACUAAAAAUCAAGCUGUGCCACUGCAGCAGUUGCCGGUACACACACGGCACGCCCUGCAGUUUCACUGCCGCGCUUCCACGCGGCGUUGAGCCACAGUUCGUCGCACCCUCGCACAUUAACACCCUCACCCCCUAUACGUACAUCGAUACUCGUUUCUUCUGUAGGACCUGCGGUUGCCAGAUUGGGGGAUGGAACUCUACAGAAGGGAGAUGGUUUAUCUCCAGCGCCAUAUUUAAUAACAAGGACAGCCAGGAUGAGGGAGUUUGGGUAUAUGACGAACAUGUCUUUACAGGGUCCUCGGCCGAUGGUGGGAUUUCAGGGCUGGUGGCCUCUAUUGGAGGAAGGAAAUUGGGAGUCUAUAACCCUGCUCCGGCUUCUGCUCCAGCCCGGUCUCCGUCAAAUCCACCUACAAGACCACACAGCCGAGACAGUCUCCAAGCCCAAUGCCACUGCGCCGGCGUCUCCUUCACCAUCACCCGCCCGCGACCAGACUUCCUCACCACCCCCAUGAGCAAUGGAUUGACGCACCCAUCCGACAGAAGUAAAUGGCUCGCAUCCCUCGACCUCUGCACAGACUGCCGCCUAGUCAACGGAACAAACGUGAUAGGAUGGAUGUUCGUUCCGCUAGAUCACAUCUCGCCUUCUCCUGCCGGGCCGGAGCUACUCCUUGGAUCAUCGAAAACAUACCACUCCAGCGAGGGUAUAACGCGGACCUUUUGUGGGGUCUGUGGUGCAACGGUGUUCUUUGCUUGGGAGGGACGGCCUGGUGAGGUUAAUGUUGCCACCGGCCUUUUGCGUGCAUCUGAUGGUGUCAUGGCCGAGCAGUGGAUUCUGUGGAUGGCUGGGAGGAUUUCCUGGUUUGAGGAUGGGGUGGUGUUUCAUGAAGGCUUUGCGAGGAGUUUGUGGGAUGGCUUGAGGGAUUGGGGAAGGGAACGCGGGCAAGGGGAGGGAUUUGUAGCGCCUUAG